Messenger RNA from Zea mays, 1598 nucleotides. RefSeq lists its product as uncharacterized. The transcript has 2 exons. Bases 548 to 1582 code for a protein of 344 amino acids. Lineage: Eukaryota; Viridiplantae; Streptophyta; Magnoliopsida; Poales; Poaceae. The record is from RefSeq and is a predicted model, not a curated record.
CACUGGCUUUCUACCCCCCUUCAGGGGGGUUAGGUACCAUUUGAGUGAGUUUGGGAGCAGAAAUCGACCUACCAAUGCAAGAGAACUGUUCAACCUGAGACACUCAUCACUUAGAGUAACUGUGGAGAGGGCUAUAGGUGCAUUGAAGAACAGGUUUCGUAUCUUGGACAACAAGCCCUUUCACAAGUAUAAGACACAAGUCAAGCUUGUGUUGGCAUGCUCGAUCCUGCAUAACUGGAUUUUAGGAUUUGGCAUUGAUGAAGUAGUGCCUGAUGAGGAUGGUUUCACUGGCACACAACAAGAUCCACUAGAUGACAAUGGUAGCCAGAGCCAAGAAUCCAGUGCCAUGGCUGCAAAGAGGGAUGCCAUUUGCAAUGUUAUGUGGGAAGGGAGGGGAAGCUCUAGGAUAUGAUGGUUUGUUUACCCUGCUAUGGAACUCAUGUUUGUUUGAUGAUAAUGUAAUAAUAUGAUGGACAUGGCUGAGACCAAUUUUUUUAUUCCCAUUUGUCUCUUCUUGUUGUGCUGAUAUUAUUAUACUAAUUUGUACAUGCAAACCAGUGGUAAGAUGCCUUCAGUCCCAGCUGGUGAUCAGGGUGGGUUUGUCCCAGCUACUGAUGUGAUGACUGAGAUGAUAAGGGUUGGUGCUAGUGCAGCAGCUAACGCUGAUGAUGCUACUGCAUCUAGUGCCGGUGCUGCUCCAGCAGCAGCUGGUCUUGUUGCUGCUGUUCCCGGGGGUCCUAGGGCAAUGAGGUGGAACAACAACACCUCUGGAUUUAUUCUUAGGAGGAUGGCUCAACUACUUAGUGAUGGUAGCAGGCCUGACAAGGUCUUCAAGGACAAGGAUGUCAACUCUGUGGCCAAAGCCCUUAAUGAGUACAGUGGGGAGGCAGUGAGCCCAACUCAGGUGUAUAACCACUUGAGGAAAUGGAGGCAAAAUGGGUCUAGGGUGUCUAAGCUCAAAGACCUUAGUGGGGCUUUAUGGGAUAGUGACUCCAAUGCUAUCUUGCUUGAUCAGGAGCACUACCUUGGCCACUGCAAGGACCAUCCAAAAGAUGCAGAGUUCCUAAACUGCCCUAUUAGGUUCUACACUGAGAUGGAGGCCAUUUUUGGCCAUGCUAUGGCCACUGGUAAAUUUGCACUUGGUUCUGGUGAAGCCUUAGGACAGAACCAGGUUGAUAGUGUUGCUGCCAAGGUUGAGGGACCUGCCUUCACCUAUAUCUCAGAAGAGAGAGCACAAACUGAUGUUGGAGAGGGUAGCAAGGCCACCGAGAUCCCCUCCAUAGCUGUGGGUAGGAAGAGGAAGAGAGGGAACUUCAGUGAGGAUGAGAUGCUUAUGUUGACCAAUAUGUCUGAUGCAGUGAACAAUGUGGCUAAUGCCCUUAGAGAGACUGGACCUGCCCAUGUGGAUGGUAACCUCUACCUAGCUAUGAUGGAGAUGCCUGGCUAUUCUGAGGAGGCACUGAUUGUUGCCUACACCUUCCUCCUGGACAACAAGGCUCAAGGCAGGGGCUUUGUUCACAUGACUGAGGCACAUAGAAACAUUUGGCUUAGGACCUUCCUAGCCAAGAACUACUACAUGUAGGUCAAUUACAUGUUGG